AUGGUCAAAAUCAGCGAUGAACUGCGAGAGUUCGAUGAAAGAUUUGGCACUCAGCUGUUCGGAACAAGUGCUAAUCUCCUGGAUUAUCUAUCAACAUGCGUGUCAAUUGGACUCAUGCUGAUCAUCUGGACUGGACUCGUGAUUGUGGAAGUACAGAGUGAAAAUGGAGUGAUCUAUCUCAUCGAUUGCGGUUUGUCUGCUGUUUUCGUCAGUUGGUCAUUAGUUCAUUGCAGUGUUAUCAUCGAUGCUAUCAGAUUUCGAUUUCAACGGCUCAAUAACACUCUCAUCGCAACAGCUACCUAUCGAAUAUUCUCCAAAGACGGUUCAUUGAUUCGAGCAAGUGCUUUGAAUGAUCGUCGGGUUGUUACCAAUCUUCUGAUGAUCAAACGAGCAAGAAAUCAGAUCUACAAAGUUUUCCUCGAUGUCUCCGGUUUAUUCUCCAGUCCUGUUUUUGUUCUCAUUCUGUACUGCAGCAGCUGCUGCAUCAUUGAUAUCUAUUUCUUCAUCAUGAGUCUGGUUGAACCGAUGGGAGAUGACGCUUGUCAUAUUUUUUUUGACUCGUUCUUUUGGAUUCUUGUUAGUUUGUAUCCGAUUAUUGUAUUAAGUGCGAGUGUCAACAGAUUUCAGACCGAAGCGAAUCGGACGGUUGAUGUUGUUUAUGAUAUCAUGGAGGCGUAUGCAGCGAAUAGAGAGAUCGGGCUUGAGUUGAAUAAUUUUGCUGUUGAGUUGCUGCACAGAAAAAUAGACUUCAGCGCCUGUGGACUUUUCUCAUUGGACUGCUCGUUAUUGCGAUCGUUAUUGGGAACGAUCGUCACAUAUUUGCUGAUUCUUGUCCAGUUCAAAGCACCGGAGAGUAGCCCAAAAGCAUGGAGCAACUGA
This is a messenger RNA of Fopius arisanus, 879 nucleotides long. Its product is annotated as Gustatory receptor 32a. Gene Ontology annotation, cellular component: membrane; axon; dendrite. The coding region runs from base 1 to 879 and encodes 292 amino acids. The transcript has 3 exons. Gene Ontology annotation, biological process: sensory perception of taste; male courtship behavior; chemosensory behavior. The record is from RefSeq and is a predicted model, not a curated record. Lineage: Eukaryota; Metazoa; Arthropoda; Insecta; Hymenoptera; Braconidae.